This is a messenger RNA of Saccoglossus kowalevskii, 5031 nucleotides long. RefSeq names its product protein mono-ADP-ribosyltransferase PARP14-like. Gene Ontology annotation, molecular function: NAD+ poly-ADP-ribosyltransferase activity; ubiquitin-like protein ligase binding; RNA binding. Gene Ontology annotation, cellular component: nucleus; cytoplasm. Gene Ontology annotation, biological process: protein poly-ADP-ribosylation; negative regulation of gene expression; positive regulation of type II interferon-mediated signaling pathway. Lineage: Eukaryota; Metazoa; Hemichordata; Enteropneusta; Harrimaniidae. The record is from RefSeq and is a predicted model, not a curated record.
AUGGCGUCUGCCGGCACGAAUUCCGUCUUAUACAUAUACGGUGCUUCAGAAAACACGGAUCAAGAAACCAUUGAGAAUUAUUUUGAAAACAAGAGACGGUCUGGCGGUGGAGAAAUAUCAAAGAUUGAGAGAAUUGGGAACAAAUACCGGAUAAGUUAUGAAGACGACAGUGUAAUACCAACUGUCCUCGGACGUACUCAUAUAAUCAAUGGCGCCAAGCUAACUGUGAAACAAUCUGCAGAUGAAGAAAAUGAAUGCACAAGAUUAUUGGUUGAGUCAAUCCCUCCAAAUACAUCUUAUGAUGCAUUGUUGUACUUCAUGGAAAGUGUUACAGGUGAUAUAGGAGUUGACAGAAUGUAUUACAAGGCCAAUAACGGAAAAGCGUUAGUCAUGUUUGAGGAAAACAUAGACUUCGACACCACUGAAAUGAACACAAGGAAAAAAAGUAUUAACCAACGGAAAGUGAAAAUCUCACCUACGGGUGUUACAGACUGUGUAUUGGUAACUGGGCUGCCCUCAAAUAUAACGAGUGAUACAUUAGAGUUAUACUUUGAAAACAAGAGAAAAAGUGGCGGCGGUGAUGUGGACCAUGUGACUAUCAAAGGGACUUCUGCUUUGGUUUAUUUUAGUGACCCUACAGUGGUUGACUCCGUAUUGAAACAUGACCAAUGUAUUUGUAGAACGAACAUCACGGUCUAUCCAUUUUAUGAUGUCCUUGGGACUUUGGAAUUGGAUGAUAAUAAUGACAGUGAUGAUGGUAAAAACGUAGACACGCCAUAUCAUCCCACAUUUAAGACAGACAGACCUAUCCCACCUUUGGUUUACUCAAAUCAGGCGUUGAAAAUACCAGUCAACAAACAUAUAAUGAAAUUCAUUAUCAGCCAUGAUAAAUACCCAACAGAAGUUAGAAAUAAUUUGCAAAACGUUUCAGACAUCAUGUGGCAGAUUUCUCAGGCCGAGUGUCAUAUAAAAUCACAAAAUAAGCUUCAAGACCAAACAACAUAUGAGCAAUGGAGAUAUAUCAAUGAAAAGAAGUUUUCGGAAUUUGUUGCUGAGUUUGAUAUGAAGAUCAUUCGGAUCAAUCGCCAUUUUUGGUUUGAAAUAAGAAACUCAUGUUUUGAUAUGGAAGAAAAAAUGAACAGUGGUGAUGUUGUUAUACAGAUGGACUUCUCAUCCACCAAUCAUAAAGUUAUCAUAGCGGGUCUAAGAUGUUAUGUUUCCGAUGCACAAUAUCAGAUUAACAAGCAUGUUCAGGAAUUACAACAUAAACUCGAGAAAGAGGCUAACACAGUCACUGAUCACAUUGCUUGUGUUAAUGAGGGCAAGUUCGAGCUUUUCCAACGAUUUGCCUUUAACUCAAUGAAACAACAAUUUGAUAGCGAUCCAAUAAUUUCCCUCGAUACGGCCAACAAACGGAUUAUCAUGAAGGGUGACAAAGUCUCAAUAAAUGUCGCAAAGGUGACUAUCAUGGAGUUUUUGAAUAAGAUAGAUUGCAAUAUUGUUGAGGUUUCAGCAGUUAUUUUAGAAAUGUUAGAAGACAAAAAUGCAUUCGAUCAUUUCGUACAAUUGAUGCAAAAGAACAAACUGAAGGCAGCAAUUAAUUUUGAUGGUGAUAGUGUUACUAUUUCUGGAAUGACUAGUGGCGAAAUAAAAACCGUCAAAAAAAUGUUGGACGAUGCGUUCAUUGAAAAUGAAAUAGUGAUAAAAAGUAAUAGUAGAUUUUUGGAGGGGGAUAAAUACAAACAAUUCGCCACCAGUUUGCAGCAGGAAUAUAUGGUCAAACAGAAAUGUGAGGGAAAAAUACUGAGAGUAGUUGGUGUGAAGGACCAUGUUAUACCAGUCUGUCAAAAGCUUGAACAAUUCAUAGAAAGAAAUGUAAAAAUGAAAUGUGUGUUUUCAACUGAGCCAGCCGUAUUGAGCUACAUGAUUAAGUAUCAGCCUCAUCGUCAAAUUGCUGAAUCUCUUCGUGAACACCAUGUUAGUAUACUUUCACAAGAAAAUAAGAUUAUCAUUCAAGGGACUUCACAGGGUCUGAAACUUGCACACGAGAAGCUUACUGAGCUAUCAACCAGUAUUAAAAGAAUGGCUAAGUGUGCAACAUUUACUAAGAAAGGAGAGUGCAAGCUAUUUUUUUACGAUAAUGGUGAAGUACUAUUGAAACCAAUUGGAGAAGAGAAAGAGUGUGUGUAUAGUGUUGCGACAGAGGGGGCACUUACAAAGGCUACCGUCUUGAAACCUCCAGGUGUUCCUUCGUCUUCGCCUCCAGGAUCCAAUGAUUUGCUAACUCUGGAAAGAACAUCUGUUAAAAUAGUCACUGGAAGUAUAGCUGAUAAGAAGGCAGACUAUAUUGUACUUCCAUGCAGUAGCGACUUGAAUCUCCGUACUGGUGUUGCUAAAGCUGUCUUCGAGAAGGCAGGAACCGUGCUACAAUAUGAAUGCAAGAAAGUAAAACAAGUCAAGGAUGGGGAUAUUGCAGUUAUUAACCCAGGAAAGUUUCCAUGCAAACAAAUCAUAUUGGCAGUAGUUGGUGUAUGGGAUAGUGGAACAGGAGAAUCACGACUGAGGGCAGUUAUAUCAAAGUGUUUGAAUGCUGCGAGUAAAUGUGUUUCUAUCGCCAUUCCUGCUAUCGGUACUGGUUACAUGGGAUUUCCAAAAGAUGAAGUGGCUUUCAUAUUUUUUGACGAGGUUAUCAAAUUUAGCAAAAAUCAUCCAGGAUGUAAUCUUCAGGAGAUAACAUUUGUUGUAUAUGACAAGAACACGACAGACGCUUUCUUUAAACGACUUCGCGAUCAUCAGAAGCUGUUUGCAUUGCGUUCAACUUAUGGCAAAACUUCGGUUGCAGCUUCAUUAUCCAAUCAAAGAAUUGUGGGUCACAUAUCGGUUGAAAUUGAGCAAGGUGAUUUGACAAAGGAAAAUUGUGAUGCCAUUCUCCAUCCGGUCAGUUCAAAUUUAUCAUUUGGUAUUAUUGGUCAAACCAUUGUGAAAGAUGGUGGUAAAAGUGUAGCAGACCAGUAUAGUCGGUACAAAAGUGGUCUGAAAAGUGGCCCAAUAACAACUGAUGCAGGAAAGCUUCGAUGUGCCAAAAUCAUUCACUUUAUAUGCCCUAAUUCACAAGGACUCAAAUAUGCUAUAGAGAGCUGUUUAGCGGAAGCAGACAACAAAGGAUUGACGUCGGUGUCGCUGCCAGCUGUUGGAACAGGUGGCUUUGGCAUAUCUGCAACAGAUUCUGCAUGUGCAAUAAUUGGCGCAAUAUCUGGAUUCAAACCAACAACAUUGACAUCUAUACGUAUUGUAAUAUUCCAGACGGCAAUGUUACGUACCUACAUCACAGAACUCAAUAGGUUUCCUUCAGCCUCUGGAGCCACUGGUAAUGCUAUGAACGUCUCAGCAUUAAAUGAAUUUACGAUUGACAACAAGGUUAUUAUUUCCGUCCAUCAUGGCGAUAUUAUUGAAUGUUCUUCACAUGCAAUUGUUAACACGGUGGCUAAUGACGGUGAUGGAGGAAACUUGUCUUGCCAGAAGAUACUUCACACUGUAACACCAAAUUUAAAUAACAUGAAAAGGUCAGUGAUUGACUUAUUGCAGCUUGCCGAAAACAAUCAAGUAACAUCGAUUGCAUUACCUGCAAUGGGAACAGGGUACUUCAAAAUACCACCAAAUGCUGCAGCUCGAAACAUGACAGAUGCUGUACUUGAUUUUGUGAAGCUUAAUAACCCACAGUCGAUAAGAGAGAUCCGGUUCAUUGUUUUUGAGAAAAGCAUGGUCCCAUCUUUUCUAACAGAGUUAAAAUUAAAGCUAGAUGCAACAACUACAUAUAAGGACGAAGCCCUUGAUAUUGGACAAUGGGGACCGUUUCCUCACAAGGAGAAUAUUCUUAAGGUUAAUGCUGCAGUAGUAAAAGUGCAUGUUUAUGCUGGGAGUGACAAAGAUGUUGAGAUUGGCCUGAAAUCGGUUAUAGAUUUUGUAGAUAAACAGAUGAAAUAUGAUGUUUAUAAACAGGAUUCCUUAACAGAUUAUAAUUACCAUCGGUUGAAAAAGAUCCAAGACAAAGCUGAGUGUUUAUGUUUAGACAUACAUAUUGAUAAACAGUUAAGUACAAUAUCCAUGGAAGGGCUGAAGAGGGACAUACAGGCGUUUCGUGACGAAUUGGAUAAUAUGAAGAAAGUCUCCGAUAUAGAGAAAUUGUGUGGGGCACAAGUCAAAUGGUACUAUAUCGACAGUAGAAAUUGUGAUCAUCAAUUUGAUGACAUGGAGAGUACUUUGAUUGAGACUGCACUGAACGAGAAGAAAACAAGCGUCUAUAUCCCAAAUGAAUUCGAACCACAGUAUCACGUUGACUUACAGGCGGAGCAAUGUACAAACAUUCAGACAGCGGAAACCUGGAAGAUUAAAAGAGAAUCUAGUACAGGUAUUGCGUUUCCAAAACAUUGGACAGAAAUGCCGAAAGACCUUCGCGUUGAUAAACCUCAUUUGGUGCCGUUAAGUUCAUCUACACAAGAAUACAAAGAUGUUGAAACAAGGUUUCGUAAUUCAACAGCUAAAAAGCUUAAAAGUGUGGACAAUAUUCAACGUAUACAAAAUCGUCAAUUAUACGAGCAAUACUCCAUCAAGAAAAGAACAUUUGAAGAUAAAAAUAAGUUAAUACAGAAUGAAUGGACACUAUAUCAUGGUACCAGGGCGGACUCUGUGAUCAGCAUUGCGCAUGAUGGCUUUAACAGAUCCUAUGCUGGAGAUGCAGCUGGGACUUGGUAUGGGAAGGGCUGUUACUUUGCCAUCAACUCAGAAUACUCUAUGCAAGACAGAUAUUCUCCGAAAGAUAGCAAUGGUCAGAAGUGGAUGUUCGAAGCUCGAGUUCUUGUUGGCGAAUACACCCAAGGUUCCAAAGAACUACGGGCACCACCACCAAAAGGAUCUAACCAAGCUGAUCGUUAUGAUUCGGUGACUGAUAAUGUUAACAACCCACAAGCGUUUACUGUUUUCUAUGAUUACCAGGCAUAUCCGGACUAUAUAAUCACAUUCACAGUCGCAUAA